Messenger RNA from Strongylocentrotus purpuratus (purple sea urchin), 4839 nucleotides. RefSeq lists its product as uncharacterized. NCBI's taxonomy places the organism in Eukaryota, Metazoa, Echinodermata, Echinoidea, Camarodonta, Strongylocentrotidae. The record is from RefSeq and is a predicted model, not a curated record. The transcript has 17 exons. The coding region runs from base 338 to 2665 and encodes 775 amino acids.
AAAAACCUUCUCUCAUUGUUGCGCGCCGUCAGUGAACGAGUCGCACGCAUUUAAACAGAGAUCUUCGCAAUCGCCACAAUUUAUUUACAGCUUCUAAUGUGAAAGAGCCAUAUUCCUUAGUCUAAACUUCUCUUAAAGGUGAUAACGAAUUAUUGGUAUUGGUUGCUGGUCGCUCCAUCUGAGCUCAAACGGUGUCAGACGACACUGCCAUUGAUAACACUUUCAUCAUUGCAACUCGUUGAGGACAUCAUUAUACUUGUUAUUAAGCGGCAUCAUCUCUUUCCCCGGGAUUUCGUAGAGACAGUUUGUCUGGAUUCAUCCUGUCAACACUAUCAUCAUGUUAAGUUUGAGAUUGGUUUUAGGGGCGUGCCUGGUUAGCAUCUGCGCCGCCCAUGUUAGACUGACUUUCCCUCAAGCGAGGACCUUCGCUCUGGACUUUCUGGACAACGUCCGUACCAGUGGCCCUUGUGGCAUGGAACCAAGCGCAGAUGGACCCGUGACUGUCUUUGCCCCUGGUGACGUCAUCAAUGUGACAUGGCACUUGGCUUACUCUCAUAGGGGAGGUAAUCGUCUGGAGAUCAUCAACCGAAACGAUGACGUGGUCCUAGCCAAUCUCACUGGGCCAACCUACUUUGUCAACGAGAACGAUACCACGGUAUGGAGCCAGGAGGUAACUAUACCCUCCGACAUGGAGGGGGCUUACACCCUCCGGCUGAUCCGACAGGCAGCCGAAUGGGUGACGGGUAACCCCGAUGUACCCUACCUCUUCAGGAGCUGUGCUGACAUCAAUAUCACCGCGGCGGCUACAUGUGACGGCGGGAGAUGUUCAGGAUUCGGGACGUGUAUGAACGGCGUGUGUGAUUGUGAUGCUCUCCACUCAGGCGAGUUCUGCCAAUACGAAGAUGAGUGCAUAAACGAACAGAAUUGUGGAGGAGCGAGCAACGGAGAGUGCGUUGACCUUGGCAUCACGACCUAUCCCAGAAGGCAAUGUUUCUGCAAGCCAGGAUUCUUCGGCAAAGACUGCAUGAAUAUGAAUCCAUCUGGUUUCGAAAAUGCGGAUACCUAUGACCUGAGCAAACAUUUCAAACGAGAGAUCAACCCAAGAUUCACCUUGUACUACAAAGUAAUCCAGGAGAAUAGUGAGAUUGAGAUCGCCGUCGAUGCGAUGAGUACCACAUGGGUUGGCUUCGGAUGGAGACCGUUGAAUCUAGAUGGAAACUGUCAGAAUUGGCCGGUGCACUACACCAAUGGCAGCGCUGUGAGCGAGCCUGAGUCUGAAUCCGAAGCAGAAGCCACCCCAACACCUGCUGUCGCAAGACGUCGACGUAGAUCAUCGGACGAGGUCCGUGUGCGAGUGGCCCGUGACAACCACGACGAUGACGAGGGUCAAGACUGGGAGUGCAUCGUGGGAUCGGGUCCAAGGCCCGAGGGCGAACCAGAACCCGAAGGAACUUCCGAGCCCGCAGCAGAAGGUACUCCAGAACCUGCAGCAGAAGGUACUCCAGAACCUGCAGCAGAAGGAACCGCCGAGCCUGCUGCAGAGCCGACUCCAGAACCUGAAGGUGAACCCGAACCAGGUAGCAAUCUUCACCCUAUGGACUGCAUGGAUUUCACAAUCGGUAUGGUAAGCCAUGGCAAUGUGACACGUAUCCAUGACUACUACACGCGUGACCGGUCGACACCCCGCCUUGAUUCGUUCUACGGAGGUAUGGACAGCUUGGUGGCUGCCAUGGGUUUCCAGUGGGCCGAUGGAAGGACUCGCAUCGUCUUCAGGAAGAAACUCGAAGCGACUGAACAAACCGACCACUCCAUUGCCAACAACGAUGAUAUGAUGGCGAUUUGGUCUCGUGGGCAGGAAUUUGGUCGCUAUGUUCACAACCCACCUAGUGGUCUCGAAGUUUGCCAAGCCAGUGAUUACAUGUUCUACCGCAGGGACGAACUCAAGUACCACGGUACAAGCCCAGAUCAGCGUGGAGUCAUCCCAAACCUCAACUUCUAUGCGGAUCCCAGUGCAAUUUCGGAUAGGUGCGUCACGGAGGAGACCGUUGAGGGCACUAACUGCAAUGGACCUCGCUGUGACAUGCGGGUCACCAUUGAUUACAUAACAGACACUGACAGCUAUGACGUCACAAUCAACACACCAAUAGCCAUGGACCAGUGGACCGGAAUCGGUUUCUCUAGCAACGGAGCUAUGGUUGGUUCUGAUGCUAUCCUUGUAUGGAUAAACGGUGAUGAUGGUAUGAUACAAGUUAAGGACUACCAGCUCAACGGUAAAAGCGUAGCCGGCGUCGAGGAAGAUGCCAACAGCGAUGGACUGACUGUCCUAGAUAUGAACUACCAAGGUGGUAUUCUCAAUGUCAAAUUUAAUCGUCUGCGUAAUACCGGUGACAGCAACGAUUUCGUCUUCACCGAUGAGGACAGCGGCUGCGCCAGGCUGCUGCUUCCCAAGCCCGGGGAAGGGUUCGGAUCCGUCAUGGACGGUGUGGUCCAAUAUCAUGGCAGGACACCCAUGGUCACUGGCAACACAUGUAUCAGGCCGUGCACGUCUCCGAGUACUCCAUCGGUAGGAGAUGGAGGUGGUUCUGCAACAAGCAUAAAACCUCUUCAACCUUUGACCUUUGCCCUGGUGACCUUAGCUUCAAUCCUGUUCUCUCUUCGGCGCUGAAAUCUGGACAUAAAGAGGAGCUAUUCGAGAUCGCCUUAAGCAGUUGAAUCAUUUACAUUUUAUUAGAUUUUUGUUUAAAUAAAAUAUACCAAGAAACGUUGUCUUCUCCUUUAUUUUGUGAUAACGGAGAAAACCCUUUUAAUUUCGACUUACAGUCAUUAAGGAAGUCAUUUAUACCAUAUCAUAAACUGUCAAAUUGAUCGUAGAUUGAUGUUAAUCCGGUAUUUAUUAUCAAUAUUUUAUAGACGAAAAAAACGACGGAUUCAAAAGUUGAAAGGUUGAGUCCAGUAUUUCAUUUACGAGCUUUCUCGCGACCAAAUAUAAACACGCUUCGGCUGUUCAUCUUUUUUGUUUGUCUGUACGGAGUAAUUUAUUAAAUGAUCACAUACAUGUAAAUAAGGUAAUGUUUUUGUUAUGUAAACACUGUAAAAAAAAUCAUUCUUGAUAGCGUGAGAGAAUUUAUAUGAAUUCAUUAAAAAUAGAAUGUAAGUUUGUUGUUUAGCUGAAUCACAAUUAAAAAGAAUGGCAAAUGAAGCUGAUGUGUAGUCUUUAUAAAUGAUGUUUUUUCAUUAAUUCUUUCAUCUUACAGCAACCAAACUAAUGCCUGGUGCAUACGAGGUCGAUUACCCUUUUUCUGAAUGUAGAGAUUUAUCUAUAUAUAUAUACGGAAUGAUUGUCUUAAGUGUCUCACAAUGUUGUAUAAUUAUGUCUUGAUAACGCACACAUACUCAGAUAGUAUACGCUAAUUGCUUGUUCGUUCGCCACAUUACAAUUUUACGCUCUUCAAUGCAAUCCUACGUUUUAAUAAAGAAGUAUUCUUUUAAGGUAUAUAGAAUUUGAUAGAAAACACAAGAAUAUGGAAGAAAUUAUAUAAUUGUUUUGCUUUGGCAAACAGAACAUCAUAAAUAGCGUUUCGAUUCAGUGGCAUCAUUGUAUGAAUAUGUUCACAACAUAUGAUUGUGUAUGUCUACGGAAUCGGUUAAAUAUGUGUUUAUUUUUAUCAAUUUGAGUAGUUGUCGAAUUCUAGGCGAUAGCUGUGAUCAAUUGUAUUUUGUAUGAUUUUUUGUAAAUUAUCGCACAAAAGGACUUUCAUUAGUUUUAAUUAUUGCACAAAAGGACUAUCGUAAAUAUAUAUAUAUAUAUAUAUAUAUAUAAUAUAGCGCAUGUUCAAUUUUAUUAUUGACAAUCUUUGACAACAUGAUUGGAAUAACUGGAUGGUAUAAAUAUCGGUAAAACUGUGUUGAAAGCCUUUGUGUAGAAACUUUGAAAAGAGACCAAAACAUUUUUGUUUUCUUUCUUUCUCAAAUCAAUCCAAAAACAUCAUUAACGUGUGAAAAUAUGAUAAGUACACCCCAGAUUGAAUAAAAUAACAAUACAUAUUAUACAUGAUAUUACUUCUAAUGAUAGAAAUAAUGAUGAUGAUAAUAAUAAUGAUGAUAACAACUUAAUGAUAAUACAAAGAAUCAUAAUUAUAAUAAUGAUAAAAAUAAUAAUAAUUAUUAUAACAAAGGUAAUAAUGAUUAUGAUAAAGUAGCUGUUUUGGCACACAAUACAAAGUAUCAUGUUACCUUUAUAAAUUAUUUGUAAAUUUAUUUCACACAGGUAAUUUGCAGGAUUGACCAAUAGCUGUGAAAGCUAUACAUUCAUAUUUGUAUUCAUGCAUUCAUAUUUCAAGUUUGUUAUUAAAGUCUGCACUAGUCAUUUCGUAAUGUUUUUCUCUGUUCCAACGGGAAUUGGUCACACUUGAAGUCUCUUAGAUAUAGAGUUCCAAUCAAAGCACCUCGGAACUUUUUCGGUAUGGGGGCGGACGGGCGGUGGUAAAAUAUAACGCGGUAAAACCGCCGCGUUAUUUUUGUGCAGAUAGCGUAAAGUGUCAUACGAUUCACACUUCUGUAUCUUAUAACACAGAGCUCAGUGAAAACGCGCAGAACCUUUGUUGCGCGCAGUCGCCAUUUAUAUAAACCGCGGCGGUUGUUUUGUGGGUGUUUACCGCGGCGGUUGUUUUGUGGGUGAUUACCGCGUCAUAUCUGUACGAGCCUUAAGUAAGUGUUUCCAAUUAUUCAGAAUGGACCUCGAUUGAGUAUGAAACGUGGACAACCUAUGUCGACUAGUGUCUUCUACUGUUCAAUCUUUCAACUUUGUAUUAGACAAUAAAUAUACGUUUUCACACAGUA